Fusarium pseudograminearum CS3096 is the source of this 1047-nucleotide messenger RNA. RefSeq lists its product as uncharacterized. The record is from RefSeq and is a predicted model, not a curated record. The coding region runs from base 1 to 1047 and encodes 348 amino acids. The transcript has a single exon. Lineage: Eukaryota; Fungi; Ascomycota; Sordariomycetes; Hypocreales; Nectriaceae.
AUGCCGGGCCUUCGUCAUGAUCAAUUCCAUGAGAAAGCGCAGCUAGACGAACUCUCCAUGGAGCAAUUCACCAAACGGGCACUAUCUCCAGUUGUUGCAGACGGAGAAGUCUCUCUUCUGCAAAUGGUAAAACAAAACAUCCGACAUCUCCGAUCUCAAACGCCCUCCCCAGAACCUAUGUGCAUACCCGAGCCCAUGCACAAAUCUGGCCAACAAGGUGCCAGAAGCACAUCUUCUUCUUACCCUGAAGAUAUCGUCCGAUCUCCAUGUGUGCCUUCACCGCCAGAUUCUCACAUGGCCUUGUCGAAUCUUGGCGACCUGAAGAGAUACAGCCUCACCAACGAUCGUUUGUCUGGCCUCCGGUCAUCAUCUAGCUCGUCUGGUUACUCUAGGGCUGUAAGUCAAGGAAGCGCCUACAAGACAUUGACGGAUGCCGCAACAGCUAUCGGGAAGCUACAACGUUUACCGACACCCUCGUACCACCGGUUUGAAGUCUCUUCGAGCUCUGAAGAUUUGGCGUUGAAAACUUUAGCCCCGCACAAUAGUGAGGUCAGCAACGAGAGUGAAAGAGGCUCUAUCAAGAGCCUCGAGACGCAACCAUUGAAAAGAGUGACAGCCCAUACCAAAAUCGAUUACCUGGCGGACAGAUUCCACUCAGAAAGUCCUAGCCCAUCGGUAAGGCUACCUCAAAUCAUCAAAUCUAAGAAAAGAAAAGCAUCCGUUAUCUCCCUUCGAAGCAUCUCUGCUGGCGUCAAGCGGUCCCGCGUUGAAGUUAAGAAGCUGGCGCACAACAUUUGCCGCAACAGCUGUGACAAACUUCGCCAAGCUCGUGAGAGCAUUAAGCGACAACAAAAAGAGCAAAAGAAACAAUAUUCGAUUUGGAAAGAAUUGCGACGUAAACUCAAGCCUGGCGACGCGAUCAAAGGCAAGCAUGAGAAAGGUUUCGCAACCUUUUCGAUGGAAAAAAGCAUCCGUGGAGCCAAAUCCUGGUGGAAGGCUGGCGUUGACAAAUAUCAGGCUCCCGAAUGGAUGCACUUUGGGAAAUAG